UAGUGAGGGAUUUAGCUCCCCUCGUCAUUUUGGUUCUUUAUAUGUUUAUAACGACAUUGGGAAGCUAGAGAGGAUGCUGCUGAUGAUCCUUUUCUCAUCCCCUAUAUAUGUCCUUUUUUUGCUGUAGAAUUUAAUUUAUGCUGCCAAUGUCAUUGCAGGGGUGAGCAACUAUAUAGAGGCCAUCCCGACUUGACUUUGGGUUUAGUAGUUACCCUCUUGCCUGAGGGAUAUCAGAUCACUCUUGCCCUGGACGAUGAUGACCAACCCUCCACCGCGGAAGAAACCAGUUAAAUGUCACGAGGCACUCAUUUUUGUCCGCAAAAUCAAGACAAGGUUUCCAGGUGAUCCUCAAGUUUUCAAGUCGCUUUUCGGGGCUCUGCAAAGGUUCCGGAAUGGGCAUAUGCCCAUAACAGAGAUUAGUUCUUUGUGGGCAAAACCACAGAGAUCGAGAUAUGGUGAGACCAACAGGAAGUGGUAGUGCAGCACAGAAGCUUGGGAUGAAUGAUGCAUUGUCUUAUUUGAAGAAAGCAAGGUGGAUAUUACCUCAGGACAAAUAUGAUGACUUACUUCAGGUUCUGAAAGAUAUGAAAGCUGGAAGAACUGACACUAGCGGCGUGACCACAAGGGUCAAGGCCUUGAUGGAUGGACAUCCUGUCCUGAUCAGGGGGUUUAAUGCCUUCUUGCCUAAGGGAUAUGAGAUUGAUCCUCCUCCUCCUCCUCCUCGGCCGGAGGUCGAACAACAGCGUCGACAGCAAUUUGACGAAGCAGUCGACCUCGUUGAUAGAGUUAAGACAAGGUUUGCUGGUGAUCGUGGCGUUUACCACUCCUUUUUAGAUAUUUUGAACACGUACAGAAAGAAUCACAAAACCAUGGCACAGGUUUAUGAGGAGGUAGCUGCACUUUUCAAAGACCACCAGGAUCUGCUUCAAGACUUCGUUCGUUUUUUACCCGACGAUGGCAAUUUUGGCGCUGAGCAUCAAGUUGGCGAGGGGGAUGAUGGUAAGAGUGGGUGUGAAAGGUUGUUGGAUUGCUUGGAUGCCACCAAGUGUAAAUGUAAACAUUUGAAAUAAAAACGUACGUCUUGCUCCCCAAUAGUUGGCCUAGCUAAUUUUGCUUCUUUCAAAUUAGGUUGUGACUUUCGUAUGGGGUGCUUUAUGUUACGGCUUUGUCUUCAAAAAAAAAAAAAAAAAAAAAAGAUAUUCGGUUUGUGCUUCACAACAAUG
Linum tenue is the source of this 1223-nucleotide messenger RNA. NCBI's taxonomy places the organism in Eukaryota, Viridiplantae, Streptophyta, Magnoliopsida, Malpighiales, Linaceae. The record is from the annotation of a GenBank genome assembly.